AUGCAGGCCAUGAAUAAAACCCUUGCUCACAGCCCAGCAGCCCAGGUGGUGGCCACAGAUGGUCAGCACCCACCAGCGCUCAGUGGCUCCUGCCUGGCAGAAGCGGGCAUCACAGCAUCUCAUUCAUGCUUCCCAAGUUUCUGUGACCAAGGAAGUCACUCCCCAGUGGCCAAACUGGUGAAACUCGAGGCUGAACGAGAAAACAUGGAAGACAAUCUGGAGCGGUCCCUCACUGGCCCAAGAAGCUAUGAUGGAGGUGAUGAUGGAGGCCUACAGAGUGCCCUGAGAAGAAGGCAGGACCUCCUGCACAAACUCCGGGAGCAGCACCUUCUCGAAGAGCUCUCUGGGCCCUAUGCCUGGAGUGGGAACCACAGGAGAAGUUACAGGCCAGAGGUGCCCCCAGAGGUGCCCCCUGUCCAGAUCUACCCACCCUUCCCUGCAGGGCCUCAGCCAGAGAGGCCCAGGAUCAUCCAACAGACGGUACCCCAGCCACCGGCAACCAUCAUCCAGCAGCUGCCUCAGCAGCCCCUCAUCACGCAGAUCCCCCCAGCCCAGGCCUACCCUGCCCCAAGGUCGGGAAGCAUCAAGGAAGACAUGGUGGAGAUGAUGCUGAUGCAGAAUGCCCAAAUGCACCAGAUCGUUAUGCAGAAUAUGAUGCUGAGAGUCUUACCGCCCACAGCUUCUCGGGCCCAUGAAGUGAUGGCGCCCUGGCUUGGGUCUGCUCAGCAGGACCCACAGUGCGUGUUGCGAGCUGAAAAGCCCAGGGCCUCCUCAGUCCACCAUCAUCACCACUACAGCCCCCCAGGCCUCCAGGCUCUCCCAGCGGCCCUGCCCCCAGUGGGCUACCCCGUUUGGCCUUCCCUGCUUCCAGCCCAGACCAUGACCCAGGCCCCAGGCCUCCAGCCCGCCAUCCGGCACGUGAUGGGGCCCACAACCACCAUGCCUGCCCUCAACACGGUGGUGUCCAAUGGGGGCCUCCCGGGUCUGCCCCCAGGCUUGUAAGCCUUGUGGGUCUCUGACACUGGUUCAGUGAAUACAGCCAAAUGGGCAACGAGGCGAAGUCUGGAGAAAGCUCUUCCUAGGGCGGCAUCAACCGGGGAAGGGAUGAACACGUGGUGGCGUACGGAUGUCGUGGAACAUUUGUGCUGAGAGGCGAUGACGGAGGCUUUCAGAGGAACUUGGAUGAACAGAGGCAGGGGGAGGCGAGCAGAUGCAGUUUGCAUAAAGACGACGAGUCAGGCAAUUGUGGAAGACUUGGGAAUGCUGACGGGGUGAUGAUUCUUCGAGAUUCCAGAGGACCAAUGAUGGAACGUGCUCCUGGCCUUCUAGUAGAAGUGAAGGACUCAAACUGGGAAAUGACACACACACGUGUGUGCAUGGAUUGUCUUCUGGACGCAUCCAAUGUAGAACUUGGUUUUGUUUGGCAGUCUACGUUCUAUUUUUCUUUUCUCGAUUUGGGGGAAGAGGGAGUUGAAGUGGGAGGGAAAAGGGUAGAUUUUGUGUGACCCUGGAAGCCGUGAGCAGUGAUGGCCAGAUUCCCGUCUAUUUUUAUAAGGAUCAUUUAAAUGGGUUUGUUUGCCCGACUUCACGGAAACAAGCCAGACUGCGAACACAGGCAGACUUCUGGAUGGACGACAGAGUUUUAGGUGGAAAGCAUUUAUUCAGAUGGUCCAACCCCACUGGUAACAAGGUGGCCGUCCAGCAUCUGCUUGGGGGUGGGCAGCCCCUUGUUAGGAAGCUUUUCUCACACUUCCAGAAUGCAUCACUCCCGUCGAGGUUUCUCUUUGUCACCCCCUGGAUGGGUUUUGGCUAAAAAGGGUUUGGUCUGGGUUUCCAGGUCAGCCAGGGAAUGCCCUCUGCCCCUGCCCAGCAGAGCCAACAAGGCCAUCAGUAGGCCCUGUCCUGCUGACAUCUGCAAUAAGAAAGGCCUCCCAGAGCACCUACUGACCAGCAUUCAGGUAGAGAAGGAAGCAGGAAACAUGGGCCAAGCAAUUCAUCAUCAUCCGGCAGCCAGUCUAUCGUGGCCUGGCCUCGCUGUGGCUCUCCAGAGGCUCCGUUUGGGAACGUCUACGUGGGAGGACUGCCAUUCAGCCCCCGACCCCUUCACUUGCAGGUCUGAGGACCAGCUGUGCUUCUGGCUGCACAAAGACCCCCACUGCCUGGCUGUUUCCCUUCCUCCCCCCACCCAAAUCCUGUGUCUCGGUCCAUUGUGGUGGUGAUGCGGUUCUCUGUGCUGGCCAGGAUGCAGGCACUUGGUACUGUCCUGGAUCGCGAGUGCCCACCCAGGGCAUGACAUUUCAAUGGCUUCUGGAGAAGCAAACAGGAGGGCAUUUAUUUUUUUAAAUUAAUAAAGUAUUUUAUUUU
This is a messenger RNA of Dromiciops gliroides (monito del monte), 2364 nucleotides long. It is a transcript of the gene C4H21orf58, whose product is annotated as chromosome 4 C21orf58 homolog. Lineage: Eukaryota; Metazoa; Chordata; Mammalia; Microbiotheria; Microbiotheriidae. The transcript has 15 exons. The record is from RefSeq and is a predicted model, not a curated record. Bases 1 to 1002 code for a protein of 333 amino acids.